This is a messenger RNA of Ipomoea triloba (trilobed morning glory), 1836 nucleotides long. RefSeq lists its product as uncharacterized. NCBI's taxonomy places the organism in Eukaryota, Viridiplantae, Streptophyta, Magnoliopsida, Solanales, Convolvulaceae. The transcript has a single exon. The coding region runs from base 1 to 1836 and encodes 611 amino acids. The record is from RefSeq and is a predicted model, not a curated record.
AUGGAGCAGUUAUGUAGGCGGAUGGACGAGCUCCAACGUAAGUUGGAAGCACGAGAAGGGUCCUCGGAGCCUCAGGAGGUGUUGACCUCCCCCUUCACCGACGAUGUCAUGGCGGAGCCGCUACCGAGGGAUUUCCGAUUCCCAACCAUCAAGGCUUAUACGGGGUCGGCCGACCCCCGGUCCCACCUCCACAAGUAUCGAGCCGCUAUCAUGAUGACAGGUGCGAGUGACGCCGUCAUGUGCCGGGGUUUUUUCGCAACCCUCGACGGCCAAGCGCAAGACUGGUUCACGUCGUUGCCCGAGAAAUCCAUCUCGACCUUUGCGGAUUUCUCGGUGAAAUUCUUGUCGUACUACGCCUGCAGCAUACCGAAGAAGAAGCAGUUUGCCAGUAUGUGCAAGUUAGAACAGGGGAGUACGGAGACAUUGACCGACUACCUCACCAGAUGGAAGAAGGAGGUGAGGUCGGUUGAAAACUUCGACAAGAAAGCAGCCAUACCGAUCUUUACCAGCAACGUCAGAUCAGGUCCUUUCCACCGCGACCUCGUCCAAAACCGUCCCAAGACAUACGCCGCGUUGCUGGACCGUGAGGCGAGGUUCGCGGAGGCGGAGGAGGCCGAAAGAAAGAAGAAGGAGGAGGAGCGAGGUCGGCGAGACAAGGCAAGAAAGAAGAAGGAGGAGGAGCGAGGUCGGCGAGACAAGGCACCCCAAGACGAACGCCGUGCGCCGAGGCCCCCACGCCAGGCCGGGCCGCGGCUGGCCCCGUUGCGCUACCUCACUCCCUUAACGGGGCCGCGGCUGGCCCCGUUGCGCUACCUCACUCCCUUAACGCAUCCGGUGAGUGCUAUCCUAGAGCACGCCGAGGUCAUGGGCAUCGUAUCAUACCUAGAAGAAUGUAUGAAGGUGUCACCCAAUGCGGACCCCAACAAAUAUUGCCGUUUCCACAGGCAGCAAGGACAUGACACGGACGAGUGCAUGGUUUUGAAGAGGCAGAUCGAGGAGCUCAUUCAGAGGGGCUACCUCGGUCAAUACGUUAAAAGGUCGGGGCAAGGCCGAUGCCCGGCCAAUGUGUGGAAAAAGAAGGGUGGUUCCGAGCCACCCGCCUCCGGGUCGCGCAAGAGGGAGCUCGACCGACUCACUAAGGAGGAGGAGAAGGAGUUGGACGAGCCCCACCCCCCAAAAAAACAGGUCAUCCAUGUCAUCUUUGGUGGUCUUGAAGGAGGAGACACACAAUCAGAAAGGAAGAAAUGGGCUCGGAACCUCUACGUAGGGGAGGUCGUCCGCCAACCGCAAGAGAAGAAGCAGAGGAGGGAACCUAUCAUCUUUAUAGAAGACGACCUCCCAGAUGGACCUCUACCCCACCGUGAUGCCUUGGUGAUCUCCUUGGACAUCAACAACACUAUCGUUCACCAGGUGUUGGUGGACACGGGGAGCUCCGUGAACGUCAUGUACUAUGACACGUUCACUAAGCUCGGCUUGACAAGGAAGCAGUUGGCACCGGUAAGAACCCCGCUGUCCGGGUUCACAGGAGACUCGAUCGAGACGGAGGGCUCCAUUAACCUUGAAGUGGAGAUAGGCAUCGCGCCACAUGUCAAGAGGUGGGAAGUCGAGUUCGUGGUCGUCAAGAUCGAAUGUGCCCACAACAUCAUUCUCGACCGACCCGCCUUGGAGGACCUCCGGAGCAUCAUAUCCAUGGAACACCUAUGUCUGAAGUUCCCUACCCCACCGGGGUCGGUGUGGCGAGGGGAGAUAAAUGGAGCAAAAGGGUUAGUGACACCUGUCCAUAUGUCAUCUUUGAUGAAGGUAAAUCCAAAUCUUAAUUGGUUCCCUACAACCUAA